Chaetomium fimeti is the source of this 1969-nucleotide messenger RNA. RefSeq lists its product as uncharacterized. NCBI's taxonomy places the organism in Eukaryota, Fungi, Ascomycota, Sordariomycetes, Sordariales, Chaetomiaceae. Gene Ontology annotation, cellular component: mitochondrion; cytoplasm. The record is from RefSeq and is a predicted model, not a curated record. The coding region runs from base 105 to 1814 and encodes 569 amino acids. The transcript is spliced from 2 exons. Gene Ontology annotation, biological process: mitochondrial lysyl-tRNA aminoacylation. Gene Ontology annotation, molecular function: ATP binding; tRNA binding; lysine-tRNA ligase activity.
AAGUUACAAAAAGUUAAACUUCCAGGCACAACUUUGCAUUUGUCUCCAACCUGGGACAACCUCAACUUCUCAGAGUUCGAGGAACACCAAACAAUUACGAUGCAAUGAGGCCAACCCCGCGUCUCCAGUUCCUGCGCCCGUACUCCUGGAAGCCCGCGGGUCUGCCCAACCCGGCUUACCUACGCUUCUUCCACUUGGCCCGGCAGCAGGAGCUGGAGCAGGCCAAUGCCCUCAAAUACCCCCGCCUCCGUCACCAUGGCCCGCCCAUGCGUAUCCCGGACUUCCGCGAGAAGUACGCCGGUAUUCAGCAGGGCGCCGUUGCCGAAGAGGAUGUGACACUGCACGGCCGCGUGGACUCCAUCCGCCGCGCCAGCUCCAAGCUCGUCUUCCUCGACAUAGGGAGCGAGUUUGAGCGCGUGCAGGGCGUCUGCAACUUUGGCAAGCUCGUAGAUGGGACCACCGUCCCCGGGUUAAAAGGGCUUGCCGCGCUGCUCAAGCGAGGGGAUAUCAUAUCAAUCAAGGGGAAGGCCACGCGGACACCAACUGGCGAGCUCACCAUUCAGGCGACGCACCUCCCCGAGAUCCUGACCCCGGGUCUGAUCCCACUCCCUACCAAAUUCAUCGACGAAGAGUCUCGGAUGCAGCAUCGGCACAUUGAUAUGCUCGUGAAUCCUCGGACGAGGGAUAUCCUGCGGCUACGGUCUUACCUUACCAAGUACCUGCGCGAUUUUCUGCACGAGCGAGACUUUCUCGAGUUCCAGACCCCUAUCUUGGCUGGUGAUGCCGGCGGGGCCAGCGCCCGCCCCUUUACCGUCUCCGCCAAAACGGUAUCCAGAGAUGUCUCCCUCCGGAUCGCCCCUGAGCUCUGGCUCAAACGCCUUGUCGUGGGCGGCGUAGACCGCGUGUUUGAGCUCGGUCCAGCCUUCCGCAACGAAGGCAUCGACCAAACGCACAACCCCGAAUUCACCAUCUGCGAAUUCUACCACGCCUACGCCAACCUCUCCGAUCUCAUCUCCCUCACCGAGGACCUCAUCCGCGGCGCAGCCGCCCACUGCCAGGCCCUCGUCUCCACCAAACUCACCUCCCUCCCACCCAUCGAUCUCCCCACCUUCGAGCGGCCCUUCCAACAAGCCGAAUUCAUCCCCACCCUCGAAGAAACCCUCGGCUUCACCCUCCCCACGCUCACCUCCCCGACCGCCCUCCCGGACCUCCUAUCCCUCCUCAAAGAGCACAACAUCCCCGUCGACACCACCACCACCACCCCGGACCUCCCGCACCUCCUCGACCACCUAGCGGCGACCUACAUCGAGCCGCGCUCCGCGCACGGCCCGCUCUUCGUCACCCACCACCCGGUCUGCAUGUCGCCGCUCUCCAAGUCCUUCGCCUGCCCGCGCACGGGCCAGGCCGUGUCGGCCCGCACCGAGCUCUUCAUGGCCGGCCGCGAGCUGGCCAACAUGUACGAGGAGGAGAACGACCCCUUCGAGCAGCGCCGCAAGUUUGCCGAGCAGCUCGCCGCAAAGACCGCCGCCGACACGGGAGAUGCCGUGAGUGCUGUCGACGAGAGCUACGUGCGCGCUCUCGCGAGCGGGUUGCCGCCUACGGGAGGCUGGGGGUGUGGUGUAGAGAGGCUGGUCAUGCUGUUCAGCGGGACGGGGCGGAUUGCGGAUUGCCUGAGCUUUGGGACGUUGAGGAAUGUGGUUGGGUUGUCUUCUGCCGCUACUGCUGCUGGUGCUGGGAAGGGAGUUGAGGACGUGGUGCUGGAGCCGGGUGCGGAGGAGAAACAGGGGAAGGCAUCUUCUACCGGAGUGGAGUGAUGGUGAUGGUGGUGAUGUAUGUGCGUCAGUGUAAGACUUUGUACUUAUAUCAGCUGCGCUUGUAUACAAAAGAACUAGAUACCCCCUUAUUGAUAUUACCCCACGAAAAGCCAUGGGGUUAAAACCCGGAAGCAUCACCGUGGAGUCAAAUGAUU